Ctenopharyngodon idella (grass carp) is the source of this 1913-nucleotide messenger RNA. RefSeq lists its product as uncharacterized. The transcript is spliced from 10 exons. Lineage: Eukaryota; Metazoa; Chordata; Actinopteri; Cypriniformes; Xenocyprididae. The record is from RefSeq and is a predicted model, not a curated record. Bases 895 to 1530 code for a protein of 211 amino acids.
ACGUGAUGGUGAUGAUGUCACUCAGCUGAGAGGAUAUAAUCACGUGGAACCGAAAGUGAAAGUAAAUCUGAACGAACUGCUCGACUCCUGAAACCAUCUUCAUGGGCUCGUUGUGAUCAGAAUCAGCGAAAAUGGCGACACUUCCUGAGCUGUCAGGGGACAAAGGGGAAAAAAACACACGAUGAAACCCAAAGAUGCUGAAUAAUAGGAUUGAGUAUAGUGAAGAAACAACAAUUCACAGACCUAAUGAACUGGACCCGAACAUUUAAAAGAACUGAUUUGACGCGUUAUAGCUGGAGCGAGUCUGUUUAUAGAAAAUGGCGGAACUGCCUAAAAAACAGCUGUCCAGACAAAGUCAAGUCACCUUUAUUUAUAUAGCGCUUUUUACAAUGCAGAUUGUAUCAAAUCAGCUUUACAUUGAUAACUGGUAAAUAAUUUUGGCUGCACAGCAGCUCUUAAAGAAAAUGGUGUCAGUAUCCAGCUUAAGUAAAUCCAGUAUUGAUUCAUUCCGAUGUAAGAAACAAUAGUUAUUAAUUUAGUUAAUUUAUCUAUAUCAGCACUGGAGUAAACAGUGUUGUCAUCAUCCAGUUCAGUUCACAUACAAUGGUGUCAAUGCAGAUCAAAGCACUGUUGAAUAUCAAAGGUCAAGUGUCCCUAGACGAGCAACAUUUUUUUCUUCUGUUUCCCACACCUGAACAUGGAUAAGAGGAGAAAGGGGUGGGGUGAGCUGGUUUGUUUUUUUUACCUUGCGCUCGAUCCGCCUAUAAAAGUGCCAGACUAUAAAAUAAAACCUGCAUGGCUCGUGCACAGGAAUCUCAUUCUCCUGUCAGGAUCCCUCCCUUACUGUCACCGAGGAAAGAGCCUCUUUAAGCUUUUCCUCAUUUGAGUUGAAUCAUGAAGAACGUCUCUAAGACGUGUGGAGAGAUUCAGACUGACGACGGGUUUGAAUACAGACUUCAGGCACUGAAUCAGACACUCAGUGGAGACUGUGAGCACAGCUGGUAUUCAGAGGACGGGCGUCUGUUAGCAGAUCCAUCGAAUCCACACAGACUGAUGUAUCCUGUGACGUCUGUAUCAUCUGAUCGACUCGUCACGUCUUACUGUGUGGAUGAACUUCGUUAUGAGAUUCAGUGUCAUUCUAAAAGAAUCACACACGAGACCAUGUUCAGAGUGUUUAACGACACAAACUCCAGCGGCGGAUCGACACAAACUCCAGAUUCACAUCAGCUGAAUUUACAUUUUGUGGCUUGUAUAGAUCAGUUCUGGUGGAUUUCUGCUCUUCUCAUCAUCAUGGUUGUUCUUCUGCUCUUGAUCUGUUUCAUGCUGCGUAAAAGGAUCUUCAGAUGUUUUCUGAAAGCAGAGGCGAGCGACAUUCAGCGCAAUGAUUCAGAAAUCAGGGAUCCUGAAUCUGCUGUCCAGAAGAAGCUCAGAUCUGAUGAAUCUGAUUCACUGAAUCAUUCUGAAUCUGAGCAGAUCAACAGCUCGUGUCCAGAGGAUCAUCCUGUCAUCACACUGAACGUCAUUCAUUAAUGGUUUCUGUGCGAUAUUUCAACACAGGCCUGCGUUUCCCACCAAUGGCCUCUACAAUCAACUAAGGCUUACGAUGCUUUUGGGAGAUUCAGCCCAGAUAGUUUCAAAGCAGAUUUACACUGAUAACAGGUUACUAAUGGACAGAGACAGCAGCUCUAGAGGAAAGUUAUUGUACAGUUUAAGUAGGUUUUUGAUUCAUUUCUGUUGUAAAAAUCAUUCAUGAACUUAGGAGCAGUUUACACAACACCAUUUUCAACUGAAAACAAAAAACUUCUCUGUAUAGAUCUGUGUGAACAGGACUCAUUUUUGUCAACUGUACAGAGGAGAAACUGACCAACAUUUGUUUUGUUGUUUUGAAUAAAAGAGUUAGUUCACCCCAAAAA